AUGGUGUUCGGGCCGAAGGGGGCGCUGCAGACGGUGCCAAGCAGGAGUCGGAUAUCACUCAGAAAACUACAAAGCUUCACAGUACAGAAACGACAAUCCGUCAUCACACUGGUCUACGGAACCCUGAUGAUAAUAGCUGGAGUUUUGACAUUCAUCAUCGACCCUCUGGUCGUGUACACGAACUGGGCCCUAGAAGUGAAGGAGGGAAAAUUCAUCUACAGCAUGUGGUCUAACCCGACGUACAAAGUGUACUCGGACGUCUACAUAUUUAACUACACGAAUAUAGAUCAGUUUCUACGAGGUGAAGAGAAGCUGAAACUUCAAGAACUAGGCCCCUAUAAGUUCCAAGAGUUAAGAACGAAUGAAAACAUCACCAUAGACAACGAGCGUGGUGUUAUGACUAUGAAUCCAGUGAUCAAGCUGAAGUUCUUGCCUGAAGAGUCAACUAGGCAAUAUAACGACAGCGUCGUGGUUCCAAACAUCGCUUUGAUAGCGAUCAGUACACUCUUGGCAGACCAAGGCCUCGGUUUCCUGCCCAACACAGCUGCCUAUUACACCAUGACGGCUCUGGGCUCUAAGCUGUUCAAGCCAAUGUCAGCUGGGGAAUUCCUUUGGGGCUACGAUGACCCUCUGGUGAACGUCGCAAGUAAGCUGGUGCCAGGUUGGAUUGACUUUGGCAAGAUUGGUAUUAUGGAUCGGUUCUACGCGCAAAGAAAAGAUGAAGUUGAAGUUGAAUUGAAAGACAUUUCAAAGCGCUUCUCAAUAAACACCUGGAACAAGCUGCCUGGACUUCUGGAGCAAAACUUCAAAAGCCUUAAUACGAGCACUCCUUGCAAUCGCCUUAAAGGAACCUUUGAAGGUCUGAUGCUGCCCACAAACUUUAAUCGCACAACACUCCCCGUCUUCCGGAAACAGGCCUGCAGAGUCUACCCCUUUAACUAUCUGGAACAAGUGCCAGGAACUAUCGGAAUUCCACUAUCUAGGUAUAAGAUGGACGAAACGGCUUUCAAUAGAACUAAUCGUUACGCCUGUAAAUGUACCGCCAACUGCUUGCCAGAUGGAUUCGUGGAUAUUGGCAGUUGCUACUAUGGUUUCCCUAUAGCUCUGUCAAAGCCCCACUUCUUAGACACGGAUCCGGAACAGCAGAAGCUUUACGAAGGAAUGUACCCCGACCCAGUGAAUCAUGCUUCCCAUGUCGAUAUAGAACCGAGAGUGGGUGUACCGAUGGCAUUAAGUACCAAACUGCAAGUGAACAUAGCUGUCAGAAUGGCUUCCGGCAACCCGAUCACCAGACCUUUAAAGGAUAUGGUACUUCCUCUGAUUUGGUUAACUUUGUACUGUGAUGAACCACCACCAGAAGUGGCAUCGCUGCUUAGACUCCGCUUCGUUAUCGCCCCGCCUCUAAUUUUAACAGCGGAGGUUCUUCUUAUCAGCAUAGGAAGUCUUCUUGUCUUACACGGCCUCUACCGCAUCUGGCGACCAAAGUACGAGCUCAUACAAGCCCAAAAACCUCGUCCAGUGGAUAGACGCCCAAGUGUUAUAGAAAGACGGAAAAGCAGUCUGACUCUUAACAUGGCUGAGACUUUCAACGAUGAGGAAAUAGCCAAGGAAGCAGUAUCACUAUUAGCUAUUAAAGAGGAAGAUUUGCCCGAUUUGUUGAUGAAUGAAGCUUUGCUGUAUGAGGACUAA
Molecule: messenger RNA, 1689 nt
Organism: Leptosia nina
Lineage: Eukaryota; Metazoa; Arthropoda; Insecta; Lepidoptera; Pieridae
Source: the annotation of a GenBank genome assembly